Messenger RNA from Camellia sinensis, 1742 nucleotides. RefSeq names its product beta-glucuronosyltransferase GlcAT14B. Gene Ontology annotation, molecular function: glucuronosyltransferase activity. The record is from RefSeq and is a predicted model, not a curated record. NCBI's taxonomy places the organism in Eukaryota, Viridiplantae, Streptophyta, Magnoliopsida, Ericales, Theaceae. Gene Ontology annotation, cellular component: membrane.
ACAGAGUCGGAGAGAGAAAGUUCAAUAAUCAAACCAACCCAAACAAAAUCCAUAUUUCUCUCUCAAUCUCUCUCUAUCCAUUUUUAUUUUUAUUUUCUUUGUUUACUCUCUUUCUCUCUCUACUUGGACGUGUGCAAACAGGUCAUGCUCUGCAUCAAGAACCAGAUGAUGUUUGAGAUGUGCUUGAACAUUUAGUAACAUCCGACACAUUUGUAAUCUGGAAAUCAAAUUGAUCAACCGAGAAUUUGGGGGAAAAUUGGGAAGUAAGAGUCAUAUUGUUUGGAGUCCAUGAAAAGAUAUCGCGAUGGGGUCGAUGAACAUGGAGAAGAGAUGGGUAUUUCCUCUUGUUAUGAGCUCCCUUGUUUGCAUUGUCAUUUUUGCAACCACAUUCAACAUGGGUAUUGUUUCGUCACUACGCACGAUCAAUUCACUCAUCUCAAUCCUCCCAUCUCGCAUUUCACUUAAUCACAGUAGCCAACUCUUUGCUGAAGGCAAGGUUUUGCAAACUCCACCUUCUCUUUCUGAGCCAUCUCUUCCUCGUUUCGCUUAUCUAAUUUCCGGGUCCAAAGGUGAUCUGGAAAAACUCUGGAGGACUCUUCACACACUCUAUCAUCCAUUGAACCAAUACGUUGUCCAUCUAGACCUAGAAUCGCCUGCGGAGGAGAGGCUGGAGCUCGCUUCCCGUGUGGAAAGACACCCGAUUUUUGCUAAGGUUGGGAAUGUUCACAUGAUUACCAAAGCUAAUAUGGUGACUUAUAGAGGACCGACCAUGGUUGCGAAUACGCUCCACGCGUGUGCCAUUCUUUUGAAGAGAAGCAAGGAUUGGGAUUGGUUUAUUAACCUCAGUGCCUCAGAUUAUCCUCUUGUGACACAAGAUGAUCUUCUUUACACUUUUUCUGAUUUAAACCGAGAGAUGAAUUUCAUCGAACACACAAGUCAACUAGGUUGGAAGGAGGGUUUUAGAGCAAUGCCUUUGAUUGUAGAUCCCGGGCUGUACCAGACAACAAAGCAAGAUAUAUUUCCAGUCACACCAAGGAGAACUUUGCCAACCGCCUUUAGAUUAUUUACCGGUUCAGCGUGGAUGAUUCUCUCACGUUCAUUCGUGGAAUAUGUUAUAUGGGGUUGGGAUAACCUCCCAAGAGUCCUACUCAUGUACUACACAAAUUUUGUCUCCUCACCCGAAGGCUACUUUCAAACGGUCAUAUGCAACGUGCCUGAGUUUGUUCAAACCACGGUCAACCACGAUAUGCACUACAUUUCUUGGGACAACCCUCCAAAACAACACCCACACACCCUCUCUACUAAUGACACGGCCAAUAUGAUUGCUAGUGGUGCCGCCUUUGCGCGUAAAUUCAAGCAUGACGACCCCGUUUUGGAUAUAAUUGAUAAGCAAUUACUUGGCCGGAAAAAUGGGAGCUUUACACGGGGUGGUUGGUGUGCCGGGAAGCCUCCAUGUUCUAGAGUUGGGAAUCCGACCAAGAUUAAACCAGGCCCCGGAGCUCGAAGGCUUCGCAGUCUCAUAGGUAGGCUACUUUUGUCGGCUAAAUUUAGUCAAAACCAAUGUAGUUAGAUUUCAUUGAAGCAUUGUUGAUUGUGGAUGAAUUAAAAGGCUAAUGGAAAGUGUUAGUCUAAUUGAUCUACAAGCUCAAGAAUUGAUAGGAAUGUUGUAUCAAAGAGAGCUUUUUUUUCUUAGGCUUUCUUGUUUCUUUUCAAUAAUCCAGAGAAAUCUUUGGGUUUGUUUA